AUGGAUUUAGAAACAGAUCAAUGGGUGGUUCAAAUAAACGAGAAGCUCAAGAGCCAUGAAUCUUCGUCAAUGGAGAUUCAAAAAUGGGAGAAACAUUGCAUUUACGCGCUACCAUCCUGUGUUGCAGACUUGAAGAAGAAAGCUUACGAGCCCCAAACGGUGUCGUUUGGUCCAUACCAUCACAUGAAGGAGCAUGUGAAAGCCAUGGAAGAGCACAAACAUAGAGCUCUGAUUCACUUUCUGAGAAGGUGUGGGAAACCAUUGAAGUUUCUGAUCGAAAGCAUGGCAAAAGUAGAACAAGGCCUGGGGGACUGUUACAAGGAACUCGAUGAUCAAUGGAAGGGCAAGAAGGAGAAAGAGAAGGAGAAUAAUGAUCAUAGUUUCUUGAAGAUGAUGAUUGUGGAUGGGUGUUUCAUGCUUGAAGUUCUGAGAUCUGCAGAUAGAGAUAAUAAUAAUGGCGGUGAUUAUGCAGAUAAUGAUCCUGUUUUUAGUGGCCAUGGAAAACUCUAUGUAAUGCCAUAUAUCAAACGUGAUAUGCUUAUGCUUGAGAAUCAGAUUCCCAUGACGGUUCUUGAGAUAUUGAUGGAAUUUGAAGGAAACAAUAAUACCCAGAACCCAGAGUUCCUGAAUGAGCUAAUCCUCAAGUUCUUAUGCCCUAACAUUCCAAUCCACAGAAACUUCGGAAAAUGCUUACACGUCUUAGAUCUCUUCAGAAAAAGCCUUCUCCAACACGAACCCACUCAUCCAACAAUAAUUCCCAAAAAAAUCACAUCAAGCAAACACCACCAAGAGCAAGAUGAAAUCAUCAUUCCCUCUGCAAGAGAGCUUCAAGAAACAGGCAUCAUCUUCAAGCCAAGCAAAACCCACAGCCUCAAAGAUGUCUCCUUCCAUGGAGGAAUCCUUAGAAUUCCUUCAAUCAUCAUAGAUGACAGCACAGAGACAACAUUGUUGAACCUCAUAGCAUUCGAACGCAUGCACGUAGGAGCAGGCAACGAGGUUUCUUGGUUUGUGUUCUUCAUGGAUAACAUCAUAGACAACGAGGUUGAUGUUGUGAUUUUGCAUCAGAAAGGGAUUAUACAGAACGCACUUGGAAGUGAUAAAGCUGUAGCCAAGCUUUUUAACUCAUUGUCCAAAGAUCUUGCCGUGGACCGUGAAGAAGGAGGUUUGGAUAUAGUGCAAGUAAGUGUGUGUAGAUAUUGCAAGAAGCCAUGGAAUAAGUGGAGAGCUAAUCUCAUUGAAACUUACUUCAGAAAUCCAUGGGCGAUUGUGUCUCUUGUUGCAGCAAUAUUUCUGUUUGUGUUGACUAUUAUUCAGACUGUGUAUACGAUUGUCCCAUUCUAUCAUGAAGAUAACUCUAAUAAUCCUUCUCCUCCUGCUGCUAGGGCAUUUAUUCCAAGAGUUCCUCGUCCUCAUCUUUGA
Molecule: messenger RNA, 1419 nt
Organism: Neltuma alba
Lineage: Eukaryota; Viridiplantae; Streptophyta; Magnoliopsida; Fabales; Fabaceae
Product: UPF0481 protein At3g47200-like
Exons: 2
Coding region: 1-1419 (472 amino acids)
Source: RefSeq, a predicted model, not a curated record